CAAAACAAAAUCGACUAGUUUAAAUAAGUCCAGAAAACAAAAGCGUUUGUUGAAUAUCAAAUGCAUAAACCCUAAAACUCCGCAAUAAGAUUAUGUGUGGGUCUGUUUAGAAAUUUAUAAUGCCGUACUUCCCGCCUCCUGGAUCAAUUACUAUCUGCGAAAUCAACAGACAUCUAACCACUGCUGAGAGUCUCUCAGACGAUGAAGCCAAGGAUACUUAUGGCAAAAUUCUGGGAAUGGUGUUCAGUCCCGUUCCUUUUCAACCUAAUGGAGACCAGGAGACGCGUGACCUGCAAAGACCUAGUGGCGUGUUUAAAUCGAUGCAGGCCUUUGCUUACCGCCACAUUUUUCAUCACAAUCAUGUAAACUUGUUGCAAGAGGUGGAUUUUAAAGGGGUGAGCUGGCACGAGCAUAAGCAUAUGAUUGCAUUCAUCUCUGCCCCAAAUCAGGUCGUUAUUCAUGAUUAUGAAGAUUCAGAAGGGAAGGAUGCAUGCAUCCUGACUUGUGAUGCUCAAAGAGACAUUAAAGUUAUUGAGUGGAGGCCGAAUGGUGGAAAUUCUAUUUCAGUAGCAUGCAAGGGCGGGAUCUGCAUCUGGUCGGCAUCAUAUCCUGGAAAUGCAGCAUCUGUGAGAUCUGGUUCUACUUCAUCAUUGGGAGCUCUUUCAAGGGGCUCUGGAAAACGAUGGACUCUUGUGGAUUUUUUCCGGAGUGAUAAUGAUGAGCAAAUAAGUGCACUCUCCUGGAGUCCUGAUGGAAGGUACUUGGCAUCCGCUUCACAUGAAAGUUCAUCGUUCACCAUAUGGGAUGUUGCACAAGGAAUCGGUACCCCCAUUCGCCGGGGUUUAGGGGGAAUAUCAAUGCUCAAAUGGUCACCUACUGGAGAUUAUUUUUUCACUGCAAAAUUUGAUGGAACAUUUUAUCUUUGGGAAACAAACACAUGGACAUCUGAACUAUGGUCUUCAACUAGUGGCUUUGUCACGGGAGCUACAUGGGAUCCAGAUGGACGUAUGGUGCUGAUUGCUUUCUUUGGAUCUGCAACACUGGGUUCUAUUCACUUUGCAUCAAGGCCUCCAUCUUUAGAUGCACACCUACUACCAGUUGAUUUACCAGAGAUAGUAUCCUUGACAGGCAGUCAAGGAAUUGAGAAGAUAGCGUGGGAUGCUUCAGGUGAAAGAUUAGCUGUAUCUUAUAAAGGAGGCGAUGAGGUCUACAGGGGUCUCAUUGCAAUAUAUGAUGCUAGAAGGACUCCCCUGAUUUCUGCAUCACUAAUUGGUUUUAUUCGAGGGCCUGGAGACGAUCCUAUGCCAGUCACAUUUUCAUUUCAUAACAAAUUCAAACAAGGACCAUUGCUUUCUGUUUGUUGGAGCAGUGGGUUUUGCUGUACCUACCCUCUCAUAUUUCAUUCUCACAAUCUUGCCUAGUUAAGGCUGGUGUACAUUUCUUAAGGGCUUUUCAUUUUUUCCCCCUGAGUACUUGUACCAUUUCUCAAACUGAAUCCUUGAGCUUUAUUUUUGUUAAAACAAUAUUUGUCUUGGCAUCGUGAAAAACGAAAUAUCCAGUUUAGUCAUUGUAUUCCUGUAUUUUACUUUAUUCAAUAAAUUAUAGUUUUAUUUGAUUUCUGUUAAAA
This is a messenger RNA of Mercurialis annua (annual mercury), 1627 nucleotides long. RefSeq names its product aladin. The record is from RefSeq and is a predicted model, not a curated record. Gene Ontology annotation, biological process: nucleocytoplasmic transport. Gene Ontology annotation, cellular component: nuclear pore. Bases 120 to 1421 code for a protein of 433 amino acids. NCBI's taxonomy places the organism in Eukaryota, Viridiplantae, Streptophyta, Magnoliopsida, Malpighiales, Euphorbiaceae. Gene Ontology annotation, molecular function: protein binding. The transcript is spliced from 14 exons.